Lycium barbarum (goji berry) is the source of this 2954-nucleotide messenger RNA. Its product is annotated as probable receptor-like protein kinase At5g24010. Gene Ontology annotation, biological process: protein autophosphorylation. The record is from RefSeq and is a predicted model, not a curated record. The transcript has a single exon. NCBI's taxonomy places the organism in Eukaryota, Viridiplantae, Streptophyta, Magnoliopsida, Solanales, Solanaceae. Gene Ontology annotation, cellular component: plasmodesma; plasma membrane. The coding region runs from base 96 to 2681 and encodes 861 amino acids. Gene Ontology annotation, molecular function: transmembrane receptor protein tyrosine kinase activity; ATP binding.
UUAAUCUCCCACUCUAUUGAACAGCUCUCAUGCGGAUACUGCUCCUCCCUCUAUCUCUCUCUCUAGACUAUAGUUUCCUACUUUAGAAAAUUCACAUGCUCUGUUUGUUGAAAAGAAUUCAGCCAUUCUUCUUCUUAAAUAAAUAUAAAUACGCUCCCCUUCUCUUUUCGUCUCCAUUUCUGAACUUGCUUUUCAAGAACCCACUAAAAGUUUUCCCAAUGACAAGUUGUAAAGUUGUUCUCUUUUUCAUCCUUUCAUUCUGUUCAUCAACAACUGCUUUCUCCCCCAAAGAUAACUAUUUGAUAAACUGUGGUUCAAAUACAGAUGCCAUAGUUGAUCACAGACGCUUCCUUGGGGACUCUAAUGACCAUAAUUCAGUUCAUACCUCUCAAGGUGAGUCACUUUUUCAAGAAAAUCCAAACCCAUCUUCCAAUUUGUCUUUCCUUUAUACUACUGCUAGAGUUUUCAAUAGGGCUUCAAGGUAUGUGUUGAAUAUCAACAAGAUUGGGACCCAUUUUUUGCGCCUUCAUUUCUCUCCAUUCACCGCUCAGAGUUAUGAUCUCAGGAAAGCAAGUUUCAGUUUUUCUGCCAACGAGAUUCUGCUUUUUAGUAAUUUUAGUGUUAAUACUACUACUACUACUAGUGUGGUUAGAGAGUUUAUAUUGAUGGUGGAGAAGUUUGAACUUGAAAUUGAGUUCACACCCACUUAUGAAUCCAAUUUUGCUUUUGUGAAUGCAAUUGAAGUGUUUUCAGCCCCUGAUGAUUUCAUAAUUGGUGACGGGGCUAAAUCAGUUGGUCCUAAGGGAAUUGGUGAGUUCAGCCAGAAUAUGACUUUACAAACAUUAGAAACUGUUCAUAGGAUCAAUGUUGGAGGGUUAAAGUUAACUCCUUUUAAUGAUACUCUUUGGAGAAGUUGGAUUCCAGAUGAAGAUUUUCUGGUCUUGAAAUAUGCUGCAAAAAUUGCAAGAACCUCUCAUGUUCCCAAUUACCAAAAGGGUGGUGCCACAAGGGAAAUCGCUCCUGAUAAUGUUUAUAUGACAGCACAACAGAUGAAUAGGGAGAAUGUAACUACAGAUUUCAUAUUCAAUAUCACAUGGAACUUUCCUGUGCCUACUGGAGAUGCUUCCCACUUUGUUCGCUUGCAUUUCUGUGACAUUGUUAGUUUGUCACCUGGCCAGUUCUACUUUAAUGUAUAUCUCAACGGCUUCACAGCAUACAAAGACCUUGAUUUGUCUUCCGUUACAUUCCGUGAGCUUGCUACACCCUAUUACAUAGAUUUUGUGGUAUGCUCAGGAAGUUCCAGUGUUGUGCAAGUAAGCAUCGAUCCUUCUAACCUAAGUAGUACAAUGAGGAAGAAUGCCAUUCUGAAUGGUGUUGAGAUUAUGAAAAUGGUUAAUUAUGUGGCUUCACAAUCAGGUUCUAAGAAGAGAAAUGUUUGGGUUAUAGUGAGUUCUGUUCUCGGAGGUUUUGUUCUGCUGACUGUGGUGAUACUUGCUGCGUUGCUAUUCUUGGUCUGCAGAAAGAAAAAACUGAAACCGAAGCGUUCAGAGAGCGCUGGCUGGACGCCUUUACGUCAAUACGGAAGUAGUUCCCAUGGUACAUUGUCUGAUGGGACUUCACCUGGAACAAAUGGAUAUUUAGGCCAGAGGAUUCCCUUUGCUGAAAUACAAUUGGCUACUAAAAAUUUUGAAAAGAGUUUGAUAGUUGGUUCUGGUGGCUUUGGGAUGGUAUACAAAGGAGUACUUGGAGACAACAGAAAGGUUGCUAUAAAGAGAGGUGUGCCAGGUUCGAGGCAGGGCCUGCCUGAAUUUCAGACUGAAAUCACUGUUCUUUCAAAGAUUCGUCACCACCAUCUUGUUUCACUUGUAGGUUAUUGUGAAGAACAGUCAGAGAUGAUACUUGUUUACGAGUAUAUGGAGAAGGGACCUCUUAAGAGGCACUUGUAUGGUCCGGGAAUAUCACCCUUAUCUUGGAAGCAAAGGCUUGAGAUAUGCAUAGGUGCAGCAAGAGGUCUCCACUACCUUCAUACAGGUUUCGCUCAAGGAAUCAUCCAUCGUGACAUCAAGUCAACUAACAUCCUCCUUGAUGAAAAUUGUGUUGCUAAGGUUGCUGAUUUUGGUCUCUCAAGGACAGGCCCAUGUCUUAAUGAGACCCAUGUCAGCACUGGUGUAAAAGGAAGUUUUGGCUACCUUGAUCCCGAAUAUUUUCGGAGGCAGCAGCUUACAGAUAAGUCAGAUGUUUAUUCAUUCGGAGUUGUUCUUUUUGAAGUCUUAUGUGCUAGACCUGCCAUUGAUCCUCUUCUUUCACGGGAGCAAGUGAAUUUGGCUGAAUGGGCUAUGCAGUGGCAGAAGGAUGGGCAACUUGAGCAGAUUGUUGAUCCCCAUAUCAGAGGUCAGAUAAAGCUAAGCUGUUUGAGCAAGUUCGGGGAGACUGCAGAGAAAUGUUUGGCUGAUUAUGGCAUUGAUAGGCCAACAAUGGGUGAUGUACUUUGGAACUUGGAAUAUGCACUCCAGCUUCAAGAAUCUGGAGCAGUUGGAGAACCGCCUGAGAUUUCCAAUUCCAUUUCUCCACUGCCAGAGGGUCUCCCCAACACCCGCAAUGAGGCAUAUAAUGGUGAUGGGGCUUCAGAGAUAUCUACAAGCCAGGUAUUUUCACAAUUGAUGACUAAUGAAGGCAGAUAACUUGUCUACAGUUAUAGUGCACCGUCAAAUCAUUGCUCAGCAGUUUAGAGGUAUCAGUGUUGAUUUUGGAUUGCUUUAUUACAUUUUUCUUAAUUGUCAGACCCAACAUUUGCUAUUUGGAUCAAGAUUCAUGUAGAAUAUACUGUAAACGUGCAUCAUAUGAUAACCUGUCCUUCGAUGUCAUGGUUGUGCUCCUUGCAAAAGAAACAUAGUGCUUGAGUGAUGGACAUCGAUAAUUGUGUACAAGCAGGAAUGUGCUUGUGUACCAAUCCA